GAAAGUUUCAAGCGUGAUGAAAAACGUGAAGGACUUAACAAGCAAAUAAGGCUUAAUAGAGAGCGCAGUCGUACAACGUCUGAAGCAGCGCCCUGGCGUGGAGAUUUACAGCUGCAGCGAGCGUUAUGGAUGUCGCUCAAACCGGAGGAAGAUCGUAGAGCACAAACGCAAGGGACAGCAUCUUCUUCUUUAACAGAUUCUGCUUCAGCAGCAUCUUCUAUAACAGCAUCUGCUUCAGGGUCCUCCUCUUCUCACGAAAAUCCUCGUUCAAUUUCUCGACACUCGUCAAUGCGUGGAGCAGAUGAUUUAGAAGAUUUAAUUUUCCAGGAGUGCGAGUACUCCUCAUACUCAUCGUCGUGCUCUGAAGAUGAAGAUGAUGAAGAACAGGACCCAUUCUGCUUUUCCCCAGAUCGGGAGGACGUGGAAGAACCAGGUAGAAGCUCAUGCUCAAGCCGAUGUCCUGUGUGGAACCAAGAACUUCGAAGGUGGGACUUCGUCCCUAGAACGGAAGUAGAGCGUUUCUACCAAAGGACAAGAUCAAGUCCUGCGUCUGAGCUGACAACUAACAGUCCUAUUAAGGCUAGAGAUAAUUCAUCUUCUUUGAGGGCAUCCCUGAAAAGUAUGAGAGAGUAUUUCCAUUGCGAUACGGUUCAAGGAUGCACAUCAAAGAUGAAUAUUGGACAGCCCUAAUCCUACGUCCCCCGAGCAGACGUGGGACUUCCCUAGAACUACAGAGGAGAAGAAGUAUCAUCUUCCUGAUCAGACGCAUCAUUUUUCUGACGAGCGCCAUCAUCCAAUUAUUACGGCGACUCCUGCUAGCUACACAGACAAGGAAGCUUUGGAAGCCAAUCCACAUAUCGUAAAAAGUGAAAGUAAUAUUCUUUGGCCUGGUGAUCCGGCUUACGUCCCGAGCGCGGACUUUGGUCGAAUGACAAGCGAACGAUCAGCUAGGAGAGGUAGUAGUAGUAGUACUAGAGGCAACACUGAGGAGCAGCAUGGGAUCUCAACCACACAGAAAGGAAAAGGAUAUGAGGAAAAUCGAAGACAGCAAGAAAAAAGAAAUGACGAUGAGCAUGGACCUAUCAUCUGGAAGCAAGGGAAAAAAUAUGACGACUCCAUCAGGAAGCAAGAAAAAGAAAAUGACGACGUACAGGGGCCUAUCAUUUGGCGACAUCGCGGCGAC
This is a messenger RNA of Amoebophrya sp. A25, 1183 nucleotides long. The record is from the annotation of a GenBank genome assembly. NCBI's taxonomy places the organism in Eukaryota, Dinophyceae, Syndiniales, Amoebophryaceae.